GCCAUGGCACUGACGACGGUGAUAACGUAAUGAUUGAUGGUGAUAACGAUAGUGAUAGCAAUGGGGACGGCUGGCACUGUUAAUGGUGAUGAUGACACAAUGCACGACGCUGAUGGUGAUGGUGGCGAUGGUGAUAGCAAGGACGACUUCAGUGGUGAUGGCGAUGAUGAUGGCGAUGGUAAUGGCGAUGGAGAGGGAGAUGGUGAUGGCGAUGGUGAUGAUGGUGAUAGCGAUGGUGAUGGCCACAGUGGAGAUGAUGACCGUACUGAUGCGGGGAGCGCCAGUGCUGAUGGCGACGGAAUUCAAGACAAUUUCGGGCGUCCGUACGGGAACAUAGUGCCCAUGGAUUUAUGGCGGGAAAGACGGGUAUUGAUUGAUUGAUUGAUUGAGAACUGCCAGAUAGCUGCCGAGGCUGGCAAGCGGUCGAUGGUGAUAUUGAGGGCGGAUGAAACGACAAUGGCACUGACAAUGGUCAUGACAUCCUGAUGAUGAUGGCAGUGUCGAUGCUGAUGCUGAUGCGGACGCCGCGAAAAAAAAACGCGAGCUCGUCGUGGACAGAGCGAUAACUCCGCUGUCCCGCCAAAACACCAUUACGCGGGAAACGGAUGGAGAGACGAGUCGACUACAGAAAUGCAGGUGGUGUUAUUAGAAGGGAGAGAAAAGGGAAGCCUGGUGUGCACGACGGAAAGGAAAAGCACUUGCGCGGCGACGUAGAGGCAACGGAACAUGAGAAAUGCGGACACAGAGCCAAUGCGGGUGAGAAAAGUCGGUGCUACUCAAAGUACAUCAACAGUAAUUCCGGAGGGGCGAGCGUUAAUAAAUAGCCAGAAAUGAU
This is a messenger RNA of Chara braunii, 835 nucleotides long. The record is from the annotation of a GenBank genome assembly. Lineage: Eukaryota; Viridiplantae; Streptophyta; Charophyceae; Charales; Characeae.